Messenger RNA from Saprolegnia parasitica CBS 223.65, 873 nucleotides. RefSeq lists its product as hypothetical. Gene Ontology annotation, molecular function: oxidoreductase activity, acting on NAD(P)H, heme protein as acceptor. Gene Ontology annotation, cellular component: mitochondrial inner membrane. Gene Ontology annotation, biological process: heme A biosynthetic process. The transcript is spliced from 4 exons. The record is from RefSeq and is a predicted model, not a curated record. The annotation marks the transcript as partial. NCBI's taxonomy places the organism in Eukaryota, Oomycota, Saprolegniomycetes, Saprolegniales, Saprolegniaceae.
UUUGAGCUCUACAAGACGUUUCCCGAGUGGCAGACGCGCAAGAACAUGACGGUCGAUGAGUUCAAGGGCAUUUACUUUUGGGAGUACAGCCACCGCAUGCUCGGCCGCGUCAUUGGCCUCACCUUUGCGGGGCCGCUCGCGUACUUUCUGCUGCGGAAGCGCAUGCCCAAAGAAAUGUACGGCCGCAUGGCGUUCCUCUUUGGCCUCGGUGGCUUCCAGGGUCUCGUGGGCUGGUGGAUGGUCCGCAGUGGCCUCGAAGACGUCGACACGGCCAACCGCAAGGAGAUCCGCGUGAGCCCGUACCGCCUCGCGACGCACUUGGCGCUCGCCUUCACGACGUGUGGUCUCUUGACGUGGACAGGUCUCUCGAUCCUCAAGCCGGCCCUCCCGGAGCGCCUCAACCUCGAGCUCUUUGUCGCCGAGGAGCGCAGCCGCAACGCUCGCUUGCAGGCGGUGCUCCGCCUGCCCCGCGGGGCGCGCGUCCUGAAGCGGGUCGUCGAGUACUGCCGGCACCUCGUGUGGCGCAGCCGGUUCCUCGAUGUCGUUUGGCACCUCAAGGUCCAUCGCUUCCGUCGCGUCGCGUGGCCUGUGCUCGCUCCUCGGCUCCGCGCACGCGUCCAACACCGCCGGUUCACGGCCGUGCUGGACCAGCUCCGGUCGACGGUGCGCCACCGCUCUCUCUGCCGCGAAAUCCACGCGCGGGUCUGCCGCAUCGACGCGGCCAAGACGACGAUGGGGCGCGUCUUGCACGAGAUGCGCAUCGUCGUCAGCGACUGCACAGAAGGACCUUGGGUUCCUGCUGCUGUCAAGACCGAGACCGUCGACGAUACGACAAAGACGUCCGUUGACUGUGUCAUGGCGGCCAUGGCCUAG